This is a messenger RNA of Dendrobium catenatum, 1855 nucleotides long. RefSeq names its product pentatricopeptide repeat-containing protein At3g56550. Gene Ontology annotation, biological process: RNA modification. Bases 62 to 1822 code for a protein of 586 amino acids. Gene Ontology annotation, molecular function: RNA binding; protein binding; zinc ion binding. The transcript has a single exon. NCBI's taxonomy places the organism in Eukaryota, Viridiplantae, Streptophyta, Magnoliopsida, Asparagales, Orchidaceae. The record is from RefSeq and is a predicted model, not a curated record.
UCAAAUUUUGAACAAAACCAAGGAGCCACCAAAUUGGAGCUUCAGACGAAUUCUGACGAGUAUGUGCAGAGUCGAGGAAGCCAUCCUCACUCUCCUUCAAGGCUGUAACAGUAUGCAUCGUCUCCGCAAAAUCCAUUCUCAUGCCAUCUUACUCGGCUUUGAGCACAGCUCGGCAGUCGCCGGAAAGCUUCUCUCUUUCUGUGCUACUUCUUCCGCCGGCAACCUCUCUUACGCUCUUCUUCUCUUCUCCCGCCUGCCGAACCCUUCCACCGCCCACUGGAACUCCCUCAUCCGUGGCUUUUCUGUUUCCCCUUCCUCUUCGUACUCCAUGUCCCUCUACAACUCCAUGUUAUCCUGUUCCUCAGCUGCUCGCCCGGACGCCGCCACCUUCUCCUUCCUCUUCAAAGCUUGCGGCCAGAAUGGGGCUACAGGUAAGUGCAGGGAGGCUCAUGGAAGCAUUUUUCGAUUUGGGUUUGCCUCAAACAUAAUCGUUUGCACGAAUCUCUCCAGGGCAUAUGCUGAUAACGGGUCUGUGGGAGAUGCAAGAAAGGUGUUUGACGAAUUGCCUGAUAGAGACAUCGUUUCGUGGAACUCAAUGAUAGCUUGUUACUGCAGGGCAGAAAUGCAUGAAGAAGCGUUGAGGGUUUAUGAGCAGAUGAGGAUUGUAGGUUUUUCGAUAGAUGACUUUACUGCUGUCGGGUUGCUCUCCUCAUGUGCACAUCUUGGUGCUUUGGAGCUUGGAGUUUGGGUGCAUAGGUUUGCUGAAGAAAAUGGUUUUUUGGAUAGAAAUGUUUUUGUCGGUAAUGCACUGGUAGAUAUGUAUGUGAAGUGUGGGAGUUUGGAGCAAGCUUGUAUUGUAUUUGAUAAGAUGAAGAGGCGGGACACUUUCACAUGGAACUCAUUGUUGUUUGGGUUUGGUAUUCAUGGCCAUGGGAAGGAGGCAAUAUUGUUCUUUCAACGGAUGGUUAUCGCGGGGGUUCAACUAAAUUCAGUAUCUUUCCUUGGGCUUCUUAUGGGUUGCAGCCACCAGGGAUUGGUUGAUGAAGGUCUGGAGUAUUUUCAUGCAAUGAGCUCUAAAUUUGCCUUGAAACCUGAUGCCAAGCAUUAUUGUUGCAUGGUGGAUAUGAUGGGUCGAGCAGGGAAACUUGAAAAGGCUGUUGAAUUUAUCAGGGCUUCAUCAUUUGUAAGUGAUCCAGUUCUUUGGAGGGCAUUGUUGAGUGCUUGUAAAAUUCAUAAAAAUGCAGAGAUGGCAGAAGUUGCUCUUGGAAAUCUCAUUGAGAUGUCAGCCCAUAAUGCUGGUGAUUGUUCUCUUCUUGCAGGAAUCUAUGCCUCUAACGGAAAUUCUGAUGGUGUUUCAAAGAUGAGGAAAAUGGUCAAGGAGCAGGGAAUGAAGACCACUCCUGGUUGGAGUUGUAUAGAAGUGAAAGGUGAGGUGAGAAAGUUUGUUGUUGAUGAUAUCUCGCAUCUAGACAUUGAGGAAAUUCAUAAGAAGCUGAUGGAAAUGAUCAACAGAGCAAUUGCAUUGGGUUAUCCUGCUGAGAAGUUUAAAUUAAUUUUAAGUGAAAAAUCUCCUGAGAUGUAUAAGGAGUGGAUAGAACAUGGAGGAAGUUUCCAUAGUGAAAUCCUGGCAAUUGCUUUUGGACUAGCAAGAAUGCCAGAAGGGGCUAUAUUAAGAAUCGUAAAAAACAUGAGGGUUUGUAUGGAUUGCCAUAUGCUAACAAAGCAUGUGUCAAGGGCAUUUGAUCGAGAAAUCAUUGUGAGGGAUCGUGUGCGGUUUCAUCACUUUAAAGAUGGAUCAUGCUCAUGCAAUGACUAUUGGUGAUGCUACUUCCAAGAAGAUUUUUUUGUCACGGAC